GCUGGGCUGUCUUUGGAGUCAGGCUGCCUCAGAUGACCCAGAGGCCCUUUUCUCAAGACACCCCUUCCUGUCCUGAUCCCUUUUGGCUGUGGCUGUUGCCCUCACCCCACCCUGCUGCCUCCUGCACCCAGUCCCGAUCCUGAGCUGCCCCCGUGCACUGUAGCUGAUCCUGGAUGAGAGAAGAAUGUCAGGAUUUCUCCUUUGCAGGACUACUUCUGGGGCAACGUUCCUGUCCAGUGCACGUGUUCCUGGGGGCCCUGAGCAGCCUCUCUUCCUGUCUGGCCGGUCUCUUGCCAUUCCUUAUGCAUCUUGGCCUUGGGCUGCGCAGAGGGACCUUGGGCCCCCAGGAUGCCAAACCCCUCCUGCUGCGUUGGGCUGUUCUCUGUGCCUCUGCCCUUGCCCGCUGAUCACCUGCCUGUCAAGGGGGGCCCGGGGCCAGCUUCUCCCCCUGCGGUUCCUCCUGGGCAAAUCUCCUUCUCUGGAGGGGGUGCUCCAGGAGGGCAGGGCUGGCCCUUUGAUGGUGAAUGGAACCAGCGUCAGGAGAGGAUGUGGUGAGUCCCCAGGUAUGGCGGAGCUGCUUUUGGGCCGGCACAGUCACAAGGGCUUGUUUCCUGCCCUAGAAGGAGUGGGAACCUGGAGCUCUCUCGCUGCCCUGCCUGGAGAAGUCAGAGGCAAGAACAUGAGCUGGCUGCACGCAAGCGAGAACUGCUCCUUCAAUGACGUGGACAAGCUGAUGAAGACCCUGCAGCUGGUGGUCCACGUCCCCACCUUCCUCCUGGGCCUGCUCCUCAACCUGCUGGCCAUCCGCGGCUUCAGCACCUUCCUGAAGAAGAGGUGGCCAGACUACAGGGCCACCUCCAUCUACAUGAUCAACCUGGCCGUCUUUGACCUGCUGCUGGUGCUCUCGCUCCCCUUCAAGUUGGUCCUGUCGGACGUGCACCUGCCCUCCUCGGCCUCCUGCACGCUGGUGGAAUGCCUCUACUUUGUCAGCAUGUACGGAAGCGUCUUCACCAUCUGCUUCAUCAGCCUGGACAGGUUCCUGGCCAUCCAGUACCCGCUCCUGGUCAGCCACCUCCGGUCCCCCAGGAAGACGUUUGGGAUCUGCUGUGCCAUCUGGGUCCUGGUGUGGACCGGGAGCAUCCCCAUCUACAACUUCCAUGGGAAAGUGGAUAAGUUCACGUGUUUCCACAACAUGUCGGACGGUACCUGGAGUGCCAGGGUCUUCUUUCCCCUCGAGGUGUUCGGCUUCCUCCUUCCCAUGGUCAUCAUGUGUUUCUGCUCCUCCAGGAGCAUCCACAUUCUGCUCGCUCGCAGGGGCCACACCCAGGACUGGGUCCAGCAGAGAGCCUGCAUCUGGACCAUUGCGGCCAGCCUGGCAGUCUUUGUGGUCUCCUUCCUCCCAGUCCACCUGAGCUUCUUCCUGCAGUUCCUGGUGAGGAAUGGCUUCAUCACGGAGUGCAGAGCCAAGCAGAGAAUCAGCUUGUUCUUGCAACUGUCCAUGUGUUUCUCCAACGUCAACUGCUGCCUUGACGUUUUCUGUUACUAUUUUGUCAUCAAAGAAUUCCGCACGAACAUCAUGGCCCACCGGCCUUCUAGGGUCCAGCUGGUCCGCCAGGACACCAUGAUUACCAGGGGCUAAGGGAAGGCAACCUAGCUCUAAGGAAAGAAAUCCCAGUGCCUAAUUCUUGUAAGGGACAUCCCUUUCCAAUUGGUGUGCUUCCCCUUUGAUGCUCAUUGGAUACCUUAUUUGCUUUUCAUACCCCCUCAUGUCCAGAUGGCUUGAUGGACAUCACCCCAUAUGAUGAAGAACCUAAGCACUAGGUGAAUUUUUCAUUCUACGAUCAAAUAGCAUGAGGCAGAAGAAUUGAACAGAAUGCAUCUGAAAAAAAACAACACUUUUUCUCAACUCUCUCAUCCUUCUAUUCAACUAGAAGAUUCUAGAAGGGAAGAAAGAAGAGGCAAGAGGAGUUAGGGAGGCAAUGAAGGGCGAUGGUGGAAGGUGACUUGAGCAGAGAGGGAGUAGUAGGGAGCAUCAAGCCCUUUUCGGUUGGAGGACCCGCAGUGGAGCGUACUCGCACUUUCCAGUCCCUUCGGGAACGCUGCUGGCCCUGACCACAGGGAUGAUGACAGCAGGGGAGACUGGGCUGGGCAGGUGUGGUGCAUAGCACUGCUUCCUCAGGCCUUAGGAGAGCACAGGAGGCCAGCCAGACCUCCCUGUGCCCAGGAGAAGGCUGCAGAGGACCAGGGGCUGCUGAGCCAGGUCAGGAGGAAGUGGUGGGCACCUCUGGAGACAGUGAGGACAAAGUGGAAAAGCAUCAGUGAGACCUGAAAACCCCGAGGGGACAGAAUACACUUGGGGAAGGGAGGAGACAGGCCCCGGGCUGUAAGUGGACAGCCCCUCUCCCAUGGCCACUGGGGUGUCCACCACAGGGAGUGUUAGCACUCUUCUAGGGCGAAGAGACGGAGAGAGCCAUGAACGUAACAAGCUUUCUGUCUCCGAUGGAAACAUGGGGAGUUGUUCAUCAGGCCUUGUUUCCUUAGACUGGGAGAAAGGUCAGACUCAGCCGGUUCAGCCACAGCAGAAUGAGGAGGCAUUUGUCUUGCUCACCUGGGUCUUGGCUGGGCGGCAGGACUGUCCAGAGAGCUGUCCCCUCUGUUGGCUGGAAGGAACAAAGUGAAUGAGGCAGGGAUGGGGACCCAUCUCCGCCCACAGGCACAAGGACCAGGCCUGGAGAGGGACAGCAAGGGCCCUGCUGGCAGUUCCUGGGGGUGACUGGAAACAACUGAACCACGUCUAGAUCCCUCUGUCUGCUUCUCCAAGGCUCUGGAGGAGCACACAGUGACAGCUGAGCGCCUUCCGAUGACUCAGCUGUUCCAGGGAGUGAAAUGAUUAGAAGGAUAAAUUGUGGGGUGGUUUUGCAAGACGGAAGGAGUGGGAUGAGAAGAAAUCCAUGAGACUUAGUGUGAACAAGGAGUCGGUCUUAGGGAGAGAAGCAGCCACGGCCAACAUGGAGGAUGGAGGAUGGUGGCUUUGGCUGCCAAGAGGGGGUGGAGGGCCUGGGAGAGGGUGGCCCUAUGGAAGGGGGAUGGGAGAUGAGGGUGACUUGGGUAAACCUGGGACCUGCCUACUGAGGAGGAGGAAGCCGAGGAGGAAGAGAAGGAGGAAGAGAAGGAGGCAGAGGAGGCCAGGAGUUGAGGGUUAGCCCAGACUUGAAGCCAUGGAGGGGAGAGGGGUGGGCAGGGCUGGGGGGGCAGGAAGAGUUGAGGGCAGAGCCACUUCCUGCCUGAGAGUCUGUGUCCCCCACUCGACUGAGAGCCACCGAGGGGCAGGAGCCUCGCACAGCAACAACUGUGGCAGUGUUCUGGUGGCUUUCCCCGGAGCCUCCUCCUGGGCGGCUGGAGAGAAAGGUGAGGAAGUGAGUGUCAGGAAGGUGCAGCCAGGAGUGGAGGUGCUGUGUCCCCAGGGACAGAGGAACGGCAGCCACAGCCAGGGCUCUGCAGACCCAGGGUGAGGCUGAGCCCCACCCAGCUGGCCCAAGCCCUGGCCACUCCUUCCUCUCCCUGCCUGAGGGCUGCACGUCCCAUGGCCAUUGUGGACAGAGUGAGAGAGCCAGGUUGUCAUGCACAGCAGGGCAUUUGCACAGGAGCUGGGAACCCCACGGUGGGGCUGGUGGUAGCUUUCUUGGGCACCGUGCCUACCAUUGUGCUUAAAGCCAGACUGGCUUCCCAGGAGAAAAGUCCCUGACCAUCCCCCCAAAGUCCCUAUUGAAGUUCAAACCUAGAAUCCUGUGUUGUAGCAUGGCUCUGUCCAUGACAGGGGGGACUGGCCACCUCUGAAAGGAGAAUCAUCAAAAUGGCAGGGUCUAAUGAUGUAGGGGCAGGUCCUUGGAGUGGUCCGGCAGAUUCAGGUGGUUAUGACCCUGGACAGUAGGUAGGCCUUAAGACCCGCUAACCCAUCCCCAAACUGUGGGGGGCAGAGAGGGCCUCCUCCCUCUCCCAGAGGGGACUCAUCCUGGCCAAGGGGCUGUGGGUUGGGCCCAGGUCCAGUGCUACAGUGUGAGGCUGCCUGCUCUGCAGGAGAGUCCAUACUCUGGGCCCAGGUAGCCACCGUCCUCUUGGCCCACAUCAGCACUGGCCAAUAGCACAGAAGGGGUGAUGGGACAGCAUUAGGGUCAGGGUUAGGCUCAGGGGAGCAGGGAGUCGGAGAACCCAGCACUCCGUUGUGGGAAAGGCUGAGAUUCCUGCUACUAGAGUCAGUGGGGCUCAAGGGUGGUGUUUGGCCGUGAACAUGACCUUGUUAGUACUCCUCACCUGGAAACACCUGAGACAUACCUGCUAUAUGUACAUUUGUGAAACCAGCACAAUUAAUUGGAAAAAUGAUUUCAUUAAUCUGAUUUGCCAAAUAAAUAGAUUUGUACAAUGCA
This is a messenger RNA of Marmota monax (woodchuck), 4424 nucleotides long. RefSeq names its product G protein-coupled receptor 55 (gene Gpr55). NCBI's taxonomy places the organism in Eukaryota, Metazoa, Chordata, Mammalia, Rodentia, Sciuridae. Gene Ontology annotation, molecular function: G protein-coupled receptor activity. Gene Ontology annotation, cellular component: membrane. The transcript has 2 exons. The record is from RefSeq and is a predicted model, not a curated record. The coding region runs from base 185 to 1639 and encodes 484 amino acids. Gene Ontology annotation, biological process: positive regulation of Rho protein signal transduction; phospholipase C-activating G protein-coupled receptor signaling pathway.